AAACAGCUGAUUUAGGGAAAAACUGUCAAGUUGCUUCCAUUAAAUUAUUGAUGAAAUUUAUUGUAAAUAAUAAAUUCAUAUUCGUAAAUUAGCUUUAUAAUGAAUAUUGAAGAGCAAACAGACAUCAUAAUCGAAGCGCUUGAAGUGUUUUUAAAUCAUAUUCUUUAUGUACGAGAUUUGUACCCGCCUGAAAUAUUCAAAAAGAGACGCAUUUAUAAUGCUCCAGUUUUCGUUUCUGUUUUUCCACCGCUUAAUUCCUAUAUUCAUAACAUUCUACGUACAGCACGAGAACUUCAACAACGAAGGGAGCUUCGAAGUGUUAUACUCAAAUUCUAUCACGAUGAAAUACCGCUGAACGAAUGUUAUUCAUUUGACAUUAAGCAAUUGGAAAACUCAUUUGAGGAUGGUUCAAUGUUAAAUAAUGAUAAAUUCCUUAUUGAUUUUGAGGAACAGCUUCGCUGUAGCCUCUAUAAAUUAGCUGAACGGCUAAAGCCUUUAGAAGCCUUACCGAAAGGAGCUCAGUUCAAAGUAGUACUGAAUACGACUCAAGAAGCUUUUGUGCGCUAUAGCCACUUGUCUAAAUAUCAGGACUUUCCGUGGAUUUGUGACGACACACACCCGAAGGAGAGCAAACGUGAAAUUUCACUUCUACCGCUUACUCAAUUGGAUACCAUAGGAUUAAGAUUAAAUUUAGAUUUACUCUGAGCACUAAUAAAUUAAAUUUAGAAGUAAGCAUUUUGUUUAAAAUCAAGCCAUUUCUUUUUAUAUUCUUAUAGGUCAUACUUUAUUGCAUGAAGACUACAGUAUUUAUACAUGAAUAAAUAAUAAGUGUUUCUAGAGCA
Molecule: messenger RNA, 842 nt
Organism: Ceratitis capitata (Mediterranean fruit fly)
Lineage: Eukaryota; Metazoa; Arthropoda; Insecta; Diptera; Tephritidae
Gene: PolZ2
Product: mitotic spindle assembly checkpoint protein MAD2B
Exons: 3
Coding region: 100-705 (201 amino acids)
Cellular component (GO): zeta DNA polymerase complex
Source: RefSeq, a predicted model, not a curated record